Asterias rubens (European starfish) is the source of this 6606-nucleotide messenger RNA. Its product is annotated as N-acylneuraminate-9-phosphatase-like. Lineage: Eukaryota; Metazoa; Echinodermata; Asteroidea; Forcipulatida; Asteriidae. The record is from RefSeq and is a predicted model, not a curated record. The transcript is spliced from 2 exons. Bases 1 to 738 code for a protein of 245 amino acids.
AUGGCGGCCACCCAGAAAGUGUUGGCGAUCAUUUUCGAUCUAGAUAACACGCUAAUUGACACAAGAAACGCCGAUACUUUUGCUUUUAAAGAGGUGAAGAAAGUCCUGGUUUCACAGUUCCCUGAUGUUGACGCUGAUGAUGUAGUCAGGGCAUUUAGGAAGUACCUCGUUGAGGCAGAGAAAGAUCCCAACGAAAUCAUACCUGUUGCAGAAUGGCGCACUGAGCUGUGGCAGCGAGCGCUGAACAGUUGCCAUCCAAAAGAUGCUGCAUACCUGCUCUACCGUACUUGGAUGACAGGCCGCCUAGAGCACAUGACCUUCAGCGAGGACGUGAAGAAAUUGCUCGCCCGCUUAUGCAAGGAUUACAAGUUGCUCCUCAUGACUAAUGGACCAUCUGGAAUACAGAGAGAGAAGAUGGCGAAGUGCGGAGCCGACAAGUACUUUGAUGGCAUCAUAGUGAGUGGCGAGCAGCCUCAUCCCAAGCCAGAUAUCUCCAUCUUCGAGACGGCCUUUGAGAUGCUAUCAGCGACACCAGAGGAGUGUAUCAUGGUCGGCGACUGCCUCAGCACUGACAUACAGGGAGGCCUUGAUUCCGGUUGCCGGGCAACAGUGUGGAUCGACCCUCAGCGACAGAACAAAGAGAUCUACUUUCCAAGUCCAACGUACAGUAUUGCCUCAGUCCUAGACUUAGAGAUGGUACUAGAUGACAUCAAUGGUAUCGCCUCCCUAUCUCAGUAAAUUUUUACAAUCUAUGCAUGCAAAAUACAUUUUAUGUAGGUUGGUGAUGUUUUCUCUACCCCGAUCUCAAACAUUCAGAUUUAUUUAUUAUACCAUGUAGUUAACUUUGAUUUCCCAAUGUAUCUUUCACCUCGCAAACUGUUCUCCAAAAUUUAGACAACUUAAAGGCAACCAACUGCACUGAAUGAAAAAAGGGACUAUUCAUUUUUACAUUAAUUCUCUAAUCGUGUCUUUCUAUCUCCAAAUAAGAUUAUGUGAAAAAUUAAAAGUGUUUUUUCUUUGUGUAGAUUGGAAUUGGUUGCUUUCAAAUCGGCUUGUAUGGCAUGGUGGCAACUUUAAACAAAAUUUAAAUAGCAAAGACAAACUCAAACUUAUCUAUAUUUUACUUUGGAUUUCAUUUGAUCUGAUUUUUUAGCAUUGUGCGGUUUAUGAUGCAUGACAGGUCACAAACCACUACACACGCAUGUGGGGUUGUGGAAUCUUGGGAGUUUCAUUUUAGUGUCCUGCGCAUUAAGCAGACAAUUGUGACUGUUUUAAUGUCAGGUCAUGAGUAUGGACAAACCUCAGAUACCAUUGGUUCAGUUUAUAUUUAUUUUGAUUUGACAAACAACAAACUAAAAAAAUCCCCAAAUGAAAUUUUUCAGUUGAGAUCGGGGUGUAGAUACUAUUAUCGGCAGAAAACUAGAGGCUUUGACAAGAACAGAACAAAGUAAUGUGUUAGUAGAAAAAAAAGUAUUUUUUGAAAACAUUAUUUUUGUUGCUGUUGACCCACCUACAUGUACUAACUAUCUCAAGAUAUAAAUUAUCUCAAUUAUAAAUUAAUUAUAGAACCUGGCUGUUGGUUAAUGCAUUUCCUUCAAUUCAAAUAUUUCCAGAGAAUGUUGCCCGACAAAAUGUCUAAACGGGAAAAAAGGCAUUCCAACUUUCAGCCAGUUUAGCUAACGCAAAUAUUUACCAAAAAAAUAUGUGUGUGAGUUUGUGCAAUGUGCUCGCAGUGCAAAAAGGAAAUGUACAAUACGAUAAAGUUGCACUGCCAGGAGAAAUUACUUGUAAGGAAGAAGAGGAUGAAAAAUCAAACAAAUAAUGACUGAAAUUCUUUAAAAAAUACUUAAUAACAACGAUAUUUUUGUACAGAGUCUAAUGAAAUCUGAAGUAUAAGUGUAACUGUGGUCUGGCAGGAAAAAAAGUUAUGCUUAGAUGCUUGUACUGAAAUCAAUGACGUUUUUUAAUUCCUCUCCCAAUGAGUCAAUACACUGUUCAGUGUUUAGUUUUCAAUUGAUCCAUGGGACUUUUUGUUGUGCUUGUUUUUUUUUUGUUUUUUUUAAGUACACAUAUUUAUUGCCUCUGACACUUUGUAUUUUGUAUGUCCGUAUGUUUUGGUUGUGUGUCCUUACAUGUUGAAUAUUCACGUGUUUAAUUAAUGACUUGCAUAGUCACUGAAACUUCACACUUCGGUUGUGGAGUGUAUACCUUUAACACAAACUGUGAGAGCAUAGUUUUGUGUUCAUGAAGAGCCAUGAGCCAUGAAGAUGUUUGAAGUUAUGGUAUGUUACAUACUGUGUGAUGCAGUAUUGCCUGUAGGUACCUGAUUUCUACAGUUAGGAAACUCUAUGACAUUAGUGUAAGAAAUUGUUUGUGCUGAACAGUCAAGUAUGUUGUCAGGUUGAAUGUACAUAUUAUGCGCAUUGUGCCUACGAUGUUUGUACAAGUACAGCCUGUAGUACAGACCAGUCCAAAUAAUUAUAUAUUGCACAUUCCUGUACCUCUGAUGUUUUCUGCCAUUUUAUCCUACAUGUACAUGUAUACUGUGAUAUACAUGUAGCACCCUUGGUCAAGGAUGCACAGAACAAUACAUGUUCCAUGCUGUGUGCUUUGAUGCAAACAAACGAAACAGUGAGUUUUAAGACUGCACAAUGUACAGUGUAGUUGCUUGUAUUCUUAUUACACUGUUCAUGUUACAAACAAAUGAACAAUCGCCAUGACCUGUCCAUGACCUGUCCUUCCUGUACAAUUUGGAGGUUACAUGACAGCCAGGCCAAAUUUCAUAAAUUUGUCUGGCCAAAAAUACUGAUUUAAUUUAUUUGCUAAGCAAAGAAUUGAUAAGGGAACCAAUCACAACGAUUUUAACUUAAUGGAUUGUUGGAUGGUAACUUGUUUUUGCUAUGCAAUGUUUUCAUGUGCUUAGCAAGUUUUUGUGUUUUAUGCAAUUUUUGAAAUUGGACACUGGUGUGUACUCUGUGUUCAUGCUUGUCAUGGUCUGCAUGUAUGUGUUGUACAUGUGCAUACGUCCUGUGCAUACAUUUGUGAUACACAGUGUAUUUUGUAUUCAUACAUUUUACAGUGUAGAGUCAACUUAUCCCUAAUAAAAAAAGUCAAACUAAUAUUUCAAAGAAUAUCUUGCCGCCAUACAGACUACAUACAAGCACAGACAAUCACAGACAAUCUUAAUCAUCAAUCAAAUUUAAAAAAAAGAGUUGUUUAAUUUAGGGUUUUUUUAUAAGCAAAAUUGGACAAUCCAAGUGCCUAUGAAAUUACAACUUACUUUCAGAUCACAAAACAUAAAAAGCAGGUGUUAUUUGAACUAUAAUUAUUGUUCCUGAUACAUGAAUGCUGAUUAAAAUGAAAACAACCGUUGAUCAAGAACUAAAAUCUCAAAAACAAAUUUAUGCAACGACAAAAUCACUGAACUUAACAGUUGAAGUGUGUUGUUUUGAUGUUAACAAAUCAUCUUUCUGUCGGUAUGCAUUCUGAGAUGUCUUUUUGAGUGUCUGCUUAAUAUGUAAAAUUGUAUGUGUUGGUUUUUUUUUUCCAGGUUUUUUCAAAUGUUACUUUUUCAUUUGUUUUUUGUUAAUGUAUUUUUUUUUUCAGGGGGAAAAUGGGUGGAUUAUUUACUGUGAUAUUCUAAUUGCAAUAUAAGGGUCUUUGUUCCCAUUUUAAACAGUACUUUGACACACAAUUAAAAUAUCAGAUUAACUGAGAACAUUUUUUACAAAGAAGAUAUUACACAACUGGUUUAGUCGAUCAAAAACAACAAAACCACCAGGCUUGUGCGUUCUUCAUUUUACUGGCCCAAUGCUAAAAGCACUGGCCUAGGCCCUGCAGUCUAGUGUUAAUUUCUAGCCCUGAUGUAAAUGUGCCAGGCCUUGAAAUUCAUUCUUAAAGGGGAACAGCAAUUUUCCUCUUGUAAGGGACACUUCUAUUUGAACAAUUUAAAAUUGUAAUGGAACUUACAAAGGGCACUGCAGCAAAAGCACAUGGCAUCACGGCUGUGGGUGCCUUGAUGUACUGUGCUGUAAAUUCAACCAGUGCAUUUUUUAAAUGAAAAUUUACAUGAGACAUAUUUCCUUGUUGAGUUGUACAUUACAUAAAGGCUUUCAUACUGUUAGUCUACUGGACUUAGUUCAGUGUUUGUCUGAAUACCUAAAACACUCUCAUACGGUAUGUACAUGUACUGUAGUUAUUUGCUAAACAAGCAAACUGCUUGGCAUGUACGUAGCUUCUAAAGCAAGCAUAUAAGUAUGGCUUACUUCAGAAGAUGGUGGUACAGAGUCAAUUAAGUGUAUUUUCAUGGUAGUCAGCAGGGAUAGUAACCCAUAAUUUUUAGUAGCCCUGAUGAGAUUUUGGUGGCCCGAAAAACACAAUAUGUUUUUAGUUAUGGCACAAAUUGGUCACCGAAAGUAUUUCAUUUUACAAUUUCAUCAGCACAGGUCAUUUUUGUUCGUGAUGUUGAUUUACUGUUUUAUUUUCCCACUAGCCCUCCAGGCUAUCAAACUGGAUAAAUGAGUAGCCUGGCUGAAAAUCUGGUAGUCCAGGGCUAGCGAGCUACUGGCAAUUUCGACCCCUGUGGUAGGUCCCUGUUGGAAAGUUUACCAUCCACCUAUUUAUGCAAUCUUUCAAUUGUUUGUUGUUUACAUGUUUGUGUUGUUUUUGUUUUUUGAAUGACAAGCCUAGGCUCUGUAGAGUAUUUAUUUAGUAGGCUUGUUUAACUUGUUGAGUCCAUGGAUCACGGAGGAAUUUGGGACCAUAAUAUGAACAUGGUACGAUGUAGCAAUACAUUUAUAGAAGGCAUAAUCAACUGAAUGUUUUUUUUUGUUUUUUUGUUUUUUUUUAGAGUUUGAAAUGUGAUUUUUUUUUCUAUGGGACUUUGGAUGGUUUUUAUCAGAAUUGUUUGAUUUAAGAGAAAUUAAUGAAUUUUUCAACAGGGUUUUAUGUGUGAGCAUUUUAAACAUCUGAAAUUGGUGCCUUUUUCAGCCUGUGCAAUUCGGGUUCGAUUUUCCAUUCCAGUUUAUCUUGUAUUAUUAUUUGGGAGGGUUUUAAUAGUAGUAAGUUUCCAACACAGUUGGACGAUUUUGGGUCACACUUUAUCUACCUUACUAGACUUGUGGACUAGUCGUUAAAUGUCUGUCACGAUGAUAGUGUUUCGACUCUAUUUCGAAUCUCCCUGCGAUUUCCGCGGUAUUCUCGCGAGACUGCUGGCCCCUGCUCUCACAACUACGGUCCCAUUAAUGGGGAGUAGAAGUCGGCAACCAGCAGGUCGCGCGAGAGCAGUGAUCUCGUGAGAGCACUGCCACAACUUGACUAUAUCACCGCGGCAGACCAAUGACUUUUCCACAAGUCUACUACCUUACUAGUUCACACAUUAUCAAAUAAUGAUCUUUGUGAACUGAAAAUGUGGAAAAUGCGGCUCUUCACUGGUGGUGUAUGUAUGCUGCAUUUACAGUCAACAGUAGCUGUGUUAUAAAUACAUCUACAGGGGUUUUGUCUGGUACACAGGUUCAAAUAAGUACAUUUUUCCUGACCUUUUGCUCAACACUUUCAUAAUAUCUAAGACAUUUGGAAAAUGUCCAUCUUUAAAGGUAGUGUCAUAGAUUGGUUUUUGUCAAUGUAAUGCUGAUUUAUAGGCAAAAAAAAAAAAAAAAAUACUAUACAAGUCACCUGUCAUGCCUGCUGAUGAAGUGUCAACGUACUGAGAAAACGUCACAACACUGUCACAGUAUUUUCUCAAGAACUUUGAAUCCAUCUUCAAUAGUGAUAUGACAGCAACCACAUCCCUCGCAGCAUUUGCAAAUGGACACCAACCCUCAGAAAUCUUAGAAAACAAUUCAUGUAGAUUCAAAUGUUUGUAGUGACAAAUUUUCCAAACUUCAUUAUUUUGAAAGGAAUCCUUUCUCAAAAUAGUUUAUACUAUCAACAGCUGCAGUGCUUCUCAUCAAGUCAUUUUUAUGGUAAUUAAUUUUGGAGAGUUAAUCAAUCUAUGACCCUACCUUUAAACCAAGAAAAUGGUUUAAGGUUUUCAAACUAAUAAAAAAAUAAAGAUUUCUGUUAUUCAUCAGAGAAUAUUUCAUCUCACAAUGACUACCCAGUACUACCUCCAUUAUAUGCUAUCAUGAGGACUCGGUUAGGCACAUUGUACAAUGUGUUCAUUACAAUGUACUUCAACUGUAGGCACCACAGCCAAUCAACUAAGUUUAUUAUUCUUUAUGGUAUUCACUUUAACCUCUUAAUUUUGUGCCAAAUUUAAUCGCGGUCCAUCCAGAGAACAUGGUGCAGUAAAUAGACCGACAUUUCAGUCGAAUAGAUGGAUUGCAUUACGCUUCUUUGACCGCCACUUUUGAUGUAAAACAAGGGAAAAGUGCACGCAGGUACGCGCUAGCAUGACGUUCAGCCAAUGAUAGCUCUUCAAGCAUGCAUUAUUCAUCAAAGAUGGCAGCCAAUGAUGUCUAUUGCAAUCCAUCUAUUAUAUAUAUACUAUCUAUUGAUCCCUUUGCAAGACACGCCUACUCUCUUUCCUACCAUUUUGGGAGUUGACCGACCCCAAAAUGGUGGAAGUGGUUAAAGCCAUUGGACCCUUUCGGUACUGAAAAAAAA